UUGGCGUCAAUUCAAUGUAAACUUCAAUGACUUUAGUGACGCCAUCUGUGGUCACAAUCAGUGAUUGAGUCGAGCAUUGGAUUCAAUAAAUAGAUAAAACAAAAACAAACGAUUGUUUUCAUUAAAUUAUUUACAAUUGUCUUUCAAAGUGAUCGUUGAUUUUGUUUUUGAUUGAUCACCGCUUGGGAUCAAGUGUUGCGACAAACAAACAGACAGACAUCAUGAGUGGCACUCUCGAGGUUAAGCCUAAUCACACCAUUUAUAUCAAUAAUUUGAAUGAAAAGAUCAAAAAAGAGGAGCUCAAGAAGUCAUUGCACGCGAUAUUCUCACAGUUCGGACAAAUACUAGACAUUGUGGCCCUCAAGACAUUUAAGAUGAAGGGACAGGCGUUUGUCAUUUUCAAUGACAUUCAGUCGGCAUCACAAGCCCUCCGAUCGAUGCAAAACUUUCCCUUUUAUGACAAACCAAUGAGGAUCGCCUACUCGAAGACAGACAGUGAUGUCAUUUGCAAAAUCAAGGGAACGUAUGUCGAGAGACCAAAACUGCCGCGAAGUGAGGAACCAAAGAAAAAGAAGAAGGAAAAGAAGGCCAACACUACUAGUGCUCAAAACGGAAUGACCGCUCAGGGAAUACCACACUCAGCACUGGCCGAACAGCCGCCCAAUAACAUCCUAUUCUUAACUAAUUUACCCGAAGAAACCAACGAAUUGAUGUUACAGAUGUUGUUCAAUCAGUUUCCGGGUUUCAAAGAGGUUCGACUCGUUCCCGGACGACAUGACAUCGCUUUUGUCGAGUUUGACAAUGAGUUCCAAUCCGGUAAUGCAAAGGACGCGUUACAGGGCUUCAAAGUGACGCCAACUCAUGCCAUCAAAAUCACUUUCGCCAAGAAAUAGAAAUAAAUCAUCAAAUUUCACACAAAAAAAGAUAUUUUAAAUUCAAUAAUAUUUAUCUUAUUAUUCAAAUCAAUAUUAAUUAAUUAAGUGACGAAUAUUUCUUCA
Molecule: messenger RNA, 998 nt
Organism: Oppia nitens
Lineage: Eukaryota; Metazoa; Arthropoda; Arachnida; Sarcoptiformes; Oppiidae
Gene: snf
Product: U1 small nuclear ribonucleoprotein A-like
Exons: 3
Coding region: 222-893 (223 amino acids)
Biological process (GO): mRNA splicing, via spliceosome
Cellular component (GO): U1 snRNP
Molecular function (GO): U1 snRNA binding
Source: RefSeq, a predicted model, not a curated record